AACAGAGAGGUUCUUGGAAAUCAACAAACUAAUAUAAUGUUGUUCAUAUAAUUUCCCUGCUGCUGCAUAUCAUUCACAAAUUCAUCUCAACGCACCAAAUUGAAAAUUCUCUCAACAAUCUCAGAGAAAUGACAACAACAACAACAGCAUCCUCUAUGUUCUCUGCAUAUGCCUCCUUUGCAGGAUCCAUGAUGCUGGUCCGUUCCAUGGCCAACCAGCUCAUCCCAGACCCCAUCCGCUCGUACCUCUACUCAAAGCUUAAUUACCUUUUUACCCCCCUCUCCUCCAACCUCACCAUGAUCAUCGACGAGCUCUCCGGGGCCGCCCGCAACCAGGUCUACGACGCGGCUGAGGUCUACCUCAAAACCAUCCCCAUCAGCCCUUCCACCGAGCGCCUCCGAGUCAGAAAAACAAGCCGGCAAAAGAGCAUCACCAUCGCCAUGCACAAAGACGAGCAACUCUCCGACACCUUCCACAAUGUCAAGCUGACAUGGCACUUCAAGUCCACCGAAGCCACGAACGGCGGCAACGGGAGAAACAAGAAGUCUGCGGAAAAGCGUCAUUUUGAGCUGAGUUUUCACAAGAAACACAAAGACAAAGUCAUCGACUCAUACCUGCCCCACGUGCUUGCUCGGGCAGAUGCCAUCAAAGAAGAACAAAAAGUUGUGAAGCUUUACAGCCGUAGCCUGUGUUCGUACGAUGAUGACAUGACUCUGAUCAGUAGCUGGGGCUCGGCAAAUCUGGAGCACCCGUCUACUUUCGAGACGAUGGCUCUGGACCCGGAGAUGAAGAAAAUGAUUAUGGAGGAUUUGGAGAGGUUUGUGAGGAGGAGGGAGUUUUAUAACAAGGCAGGCAAGGCUUGGAAGAGAGGCUACUUGUUGUAUGGCCCUCCUGGCACUGGCAAGUCAAGCUUGAUUGCGGCCAUGGCUAAUUAUCUCAAGUUCGACGUGUAUGAUUUGGAGCUGGCUAGUAUUUACAGCAACCAUGAACUGAGGAGGGUUUUGUUGUCCACUACAAAUCGUUCAAUUUUGGUGAUAGAGGAUAUUGAUUGCACUGUGGAUUUGAAGAACCGCAAGUUGAAGGACAAAGACUAUUCUCAACUACCUAACAAGUUGACACUCUCUGGCCUACUCAACUUCAUAGAUGGAUUGUGGUCAAGCUGUGGCGAUGAGAGAAUCAUUGUGUUCACUACAAACCACAAGGAUCAGCUCGACCCUGCAUUGCUGCGUUCUGGUCGAAUGGACGUCCACAUUCACCUCUCAUACUGCACCACAAGUGGGUUCAGGAUCUUGGCCUCUAACUACCUUGGCAUCCAUGGUGGCGGCAACGACCCUCAUCCGCUUUGCAGCGAAAUUGAAGGGUUGAUAGAGAGCGCAGAGGUGACCCCUGCAGAGGUUGCCGAGGAGCUCAUGAAGAGUGAUGACGCUGAUGGUGCUCUUCAAGGACUUGUCAAUUUUCUGAAACGUAAGAAGGUUGAGAGUAACAAAACCGAGGAUAAGAGUGAAGGGUCGACUGAGAAAGCAAAGAGGCAGAAAACUGAUGAGGGUGAAGAAACAGAGUAAAUUGCUGGACUUGGGUUUCUGAUCAACUCAAACAAUGAAAAUAUAGGGAGACUAGAUGAGUAAAGUUUGAAUUGCCGUCCACUUCUUUGUAGCUCUUUUGUUUUGUUUGAGUUUUUGUUUUAUUUAAUAAAUUAGGUACUUACUUUUGAA
Molecule: messenger RNA, 1712 nt
Organism: Prunus avium (sweet cherry)
Lineage: Eukaryota; Viridiplantae; Streptophyta; Magnoliopsida; Rosales; Rosaceae
Product: AAA-ATPase At2g18193-like
Molecular function (GO): ATP hydrolysis activity; ATP binding
Source: RefSeq, a predicted model, not a curated record